AUGGACUCGGAGCUUUGGAAACGUCCAAAUUUCACCCGUGCGACUGUGGACAUCGGUGUCGAUGAAGCCACGGCGGCAGGAUUGUGGAAUGCUAUCGUGCUCAGCAGCAAGAAAGAUGCCACAGAAGAUGACUUGAAAUCGGAGUCUGCGGAAUACAGCCUGCGGAAAUCUUCAAGAUUGGCCGAUGCAAGUUUGACGUUUCAGGAGAAGGCAGCCGGUGCCUGGAAAGAGAUGCUAAGUAAGUCGGCCGAGGAUGCUGAUGGUGCUCGGAGCUGGUUGGAGGAGUGCCCUUUGGGGAGCAAGCAUACUCAAAAGGAAUGCUUGGCAAAUGCAAUCGCUGCUGUGGCCAAGCGACUGCUCAUCGAGCGGACGCAUCUGCAAGUUGUGCAAGUGUGUCUGGAGUCCUCGGCAGCGAUGAAGAGUGCGGAGACAGAGAAAUCCCUCGACGUGUUGCUGGACAGUGUCAAGGAGCAAUGCACCCUCAUGAGCCAGCUUGCGACCUCCACAAAAACUGUUACCAACGAGCUCAUGCAAUUGCUGAAGAAGCGGAAAGCUGCGCAGCAGAAGGCAGAGGAUAAGAAGAAGACGGAGGCAAUGAAAGCCGAGGAGCAACAGGGCGAGAUGGAAAAGCUUCGUCUUCAAAAGAAGAAGAAGAUGAACCCCUUCUUUCUCGACUUUAAGACUUUGGUGGCAGAGGCCCAGGCUACAGUCUUCACGGACCCCGCCAAAAUUUCGGAUGACAAUUACAGCAGACCCUUCAUCCUCGCCGGGUCGAAGCUCAUCUCUGUGCUGAUGUCUGCGUCUGAUGAAAGCAGCCUUAUGCUCCCGACUAUGGGGCGUUGGAAAACUUCUUUCCCAGCGGCCAAGCAAUUCCAGAGCCAUGGUGCAGUCAUUGCACCAGUGAUGAAAUCGAGAUCCGAAGAUCCUGCUCUGCUGCAGCUGAUUUCCAAGCUGCUGCCGGACAGCAUCAACAACGAGUUUCCUCGCUUUGCUGCUGCAGUGGGCACUUGGUUCUUCUAUGGAUUCUAUGGAGAGAGUGACAUGUUCAUCUGCACAGAUUUCGAGAGUGAGCUAAUCGGUGGAUUGAGGGUCCAGCUUGGCGGUGAGACCCAGUUCUAUGGAAUGCCGGUGACAGCCAUUGUGGACGUGUGCAAUGCAACCAAGAUGAAGGCUGCUGACAUCAAGGGCUUCCUUGCAGAGAUGACUCCGGAUCGUUUGGCUACCAUUGCGGAGAGGGCGCUCCCCUUCGUGCAUGGAAGCCUUCAGCCCAACUCGGCAUUGGUGGUGCCGCCAGGGUGGGUCAUGAGCUAUGCGACGGUUGGUGAUGGAGAAAGCUCUUAUGUGUAUGGGUUGCGCAAAGGGUUCUUGUUGCGCAAAGGCUUGGAAGAGAGCAAAAAGCAGUUCCAGAUGUUGCUGGCGAAAGAGAUCGGUGGAACUGCAAAUACAUCCUGGUUGCAGUUCUUGCAGACGCUUGCCGAUGUUGAGCUCAAGGGCAAGCCUGACUCCGGUGAAAAGCGGAUUGCCCCACCAGCUGAUCCCACUCCUCCUGAGAGUGAGCCUGCCAACAAGAAGCCACGGGUACUGGAGUAG
Molecule: messenger RNA, 1590 nt
Organism: Symbiodinium sp. CCMP2592
Lineage: Eukaryota; Dinophyceae; Suessiales; Symbiodiniaceae
Source: the annotation of a GenBank genome assembly